Closterium sp. NIES-65 is the source of this 1207-nucleotide messenger RNA. The record is from the annotation of a GenBank genome assembly. NCBI's taxonomy places the organism in Eukaryota, Viridiplantae, Streptophyta, Zygnematophyceae, Desmidiales, Closteriaceae.
CUCCUCACACCUCCUCCUCUCCCUCUCCACCUCUCCCUCCAGCUCCCCCACCUCCUCCCCCUCCCUCUCCACCUCCCUCUCCAACUCCUCACAACCUCCUCCUCUCCUCCCCAACAAUCUCUCCACCCCUCUAACCGCCUCUCUCCCUGCUGCCGCCUCACCCUCCGCUGCUGCUGCUACCCCUCAGCAGCAGCAGUCGCAGCUUCGGCUGCAGCCACUGCCUGUGCGUGCAACGCGUCUCUUGCCUGCUCUGCUGCCUCUAACCUCCCCUGCCACGCCCUCUCCAUCUCCUCGCCGUCUCUCACUUGCUCCUCCAGUGACUUUAGACUCGCCACAGCUGCUGCUGCAACGUCAGAGGCAACAACAGCAGGAGCUGUAUCCCUUCCUCCAGCUCCCCCUGUGCAAUCUGCAUCGCUUCUGCCCUCCCUUCCUCUCUCCCUUCCCUCCUCCCCUCCUCUUUUCCCUCCUUCCUCCCUUCCUCUCUCCCUUCCUUCCUCCCUUCCUCUCUCCCCUCAUUCCUCCCCUCCUCUCUCCCUCUUCCUCCCCGCAAUUCUCCCAUCCAAUCUCACAUCCUCCAUCCCUUCCCUCCACGCCUCCUCCCUGCCCUCUUUCCUCCCCUCCUCCCUCCCCUCCGCCCUCCCCUCGCCCGCCCUUUAGCAUAAGCCUCGUCAGCAGCAGCGCGGGCAGCAGCCUUCACCUGCUCCAUCUCCUCCCUCGCCUCCUCCAUUACCGCCGCCACAGCCUCUGCUAUCAUCCCUGCAGCGUCGCUCCCACCAUCACUCGCACCAUCACUUGCACCGUCAUUCCCACCAUCACCAUCACCAUCACCAUCACCAUCACCAUCACCAUCACCAUCACCAUCCCUUUCCACAUCCUCCUCCCCCUCCAUCCCUUUUCCAUCUCUCCUACCUUCACCGUCCUCCUCACUUUUCUCCACCUCUUUACCACCCCCAUCGUCACUCUCAGCAGCCAGCUUUUCCAGAGGCGUGGGCCUGCUGCUACUGGCACUGGCAGUGCCACGGCUGCUGCUGUUGAUGGCACCAGGAGGGGAGCAACUGUGCUGGUCAGACCAGGAAAGGCAAGCACAGGAGGACGCGGAGAAGAGGGGAGUGGGAGAGGCCGAGAAGAGGAACGAAGGGGGGAGUGGAGGCACUGUGGGAUGCAGCAGAAUGGAAGGCAGUGCCCGUCCCACCUGCACCACCAGUAG